AUGGCGUCGGCUUGCGUUAAAAAUGUUGGUACUUCUCCGGAGAAGCUAUCAACGGCGAGUUACUCUUGGAUGAGGUCUAAGACGGCAGCGAUGAGCCGGGAAUCUCCGACGUUGGAUCCGCAGCUGGAAAACGAAGAAGAUUCUGUUGACUUUGAGUUUCUUCUCGAAGAUCCCGUCACAAUGUUAACAACAGCCGACGAGCUUUUCUCCAACGGAAAGCUGGUCCCACUAAAGUUUUCCGGCGCAACUACUACGGAGGAGAAGCCUAUAGUAACGGCGGUUAACACGGUGGCGAAACCACGGCGAAGACUGGAGAUGGAGAUCUCCGGCGCCGAUCCUUACCUCUUCUCUCCGAGAGCACCUCGUUGCACUGUGAGAUGGCGUGAGCUUCUAGGCCUCAAGAGACUCGCCAAGACUCAAGAAGAAGCGUCCUCUUCGAGGUUGUCUUCUUCUUCCCCAAACCCCAAAACGGCAUCGUUUAGACAUUUUCUAAACCGGAGUUCCAAAUCCAACGCCGCAGCUCCGUCUCCUCCGCCGUUGAUAAAGGACUCAGACAUCUCCGAGUCGUCAACGUCGAUCUCCUCUUCCCGUCUCUCCCUCUCGUCGUCGUCUUCCUCCGGUCACGAGCUCGACGAUCUUCCAAGAUUAUCUCUAGAUCUCGACAAACCAACCGCUCCAAACCCGUUCGCUCGGCCACGUGCUCACCACCACUUGCGAAACCCGAACCAGCCGAGGAAGCCACGACGUCAUUCACCGGCUGAUGAAUCGACGGAGAGUGAGUCGAGAGGCUUAACGGUAACGGCGGAUAGUCCGAGGCUGAAUGCUUCGGGGAAGAUCGUGUUUCAUGGACUCGAGAGAAGCUCAAGCAGUCCCGGUAACUUCACCGGCGGUCCAAGGAUGAAGCAGCACCAUGGAAUGCCGAGAUCUCACUCGGCCAACGUCAGAAUCAGUCCUGUUCUUAAUGUUCCCGUCUCCUCUCUCCGUGGCGGACCCAAGUCGGGUCUCUUCUUUGGCCAGCUUUUCUCUUCUUCUUCUUCUUCUUCCUCUUCAUCUUCAUUAUCUGGAAACAGAGCUCAGUUGCAGAGCAACAACACCAAGAACCAUACCAAUCGAACCAGGCUUGAACCGAAAAACGAACUCUGA
This is a messenger RNA of Microthlaspi erraticum, 1143 nucleotides long. NCBI's taxonomy places the organism in Eukaryota, Viridiplantae, Streptophyta, Magnoliopsida, Brassicales, Brassicaceae. The record is from the annotation of a GenBank genome assembly.